This is a messenger RNA of Pistacia vera, 1656 nucleotides long. RefSeq names its product mitochondrial adenine nucleotide transporter ADNT1. Gene Ontology annotation, biological process: transmembrane transport. The coding region runs from base 249 to 1313 and encodes 354 amino acids. The transcript is spliced from 8 exons. The record is from RefSeq and is a predicted model, not a curated record. Lineage: Eukaryota; Viridiplantae; Streptophyta; Magnoliopsida; Sapindales; Anacardiaceae.
ACAUACUCAUGAUGUAACGCCGUCGGCUUCAUACGCACAUACACGUACACAGAGCUCACAGUUGAAUCUUCACUCUCACUUCUCAAAAGCCGUCACCAACACCACUCACUCCCACUCGCAAACAGAGAGAAAUGACAAGUAUUGCUGCCUAAUAAUCGUUGGAGAUCCGACCUGACCAAUCGUCUCAAAGUCUGAGAUCUUUCCCUCAGAGAACACAACUGCUCGCUACCUAGGGUUUGGUUUUUGUAAUGGCUUCUGAGGAUGUAAAGACCAGCGAAUCGGCGGUGUCGACGAUUGUCAAUCUGGCGGAGGAGGCGAAGCUUGCAAGAGAAGGCGUUAAAACUCCAAGCUAUGCGAUUCUAAGUAUCUGCAAAUCUCUUGUCGCUGGAGGAGUCGCUGGCGGAGUAUCUCGCACUGCUGUUGCACCAUUGGAACGAUUGAAAAUAUUACUACAGGUUCAGAAUCCCCAUAGCAUAAAAUACAAUGGAACAGUUCAAGGGUUGAAAUAUAUAUGGAGAACUGAGGGAUUUCGUGGACUGUUCAAAGGCAAUGGUACUAAUUGUGCUCGUAUUGUUCCAAACUCAGCUGUCAAGUUCUUCAGCUACGAGCAAGCUUCUAAGGGAAUACUGCAAUUGUAUCAACAGCAUACUGGGAAUGAAGAUGCUCAACUCACUCCUCUGUUACGCCUUGGAGCUGGAGCAUGUGCUGGAAUAAUUGCCAUGUCUGCUACUUAUCCCAUGGAUAUGGUACGAGGAAGAUUAACUGUACAGACAGAUAAGUCUCCUUAUCAAUACAGGGGAAUGUUCCAUGCUCUGUCAACUGUGCUACGCGAAGAAGGUCCACGGGCUUUGUACAAGGGCUGGCUUCCUUCUGUAAUUGGAGUUAUUCCAUAUGUGGGUCUCAACUUUGCUGUGUAUGAAUCUCUGAAGGAUUGGUUAAUUAAAGCUAGGCCUUUUGGACUAGUUGAAGAUUCUGAGUUGAGUGUAACGACAAGACUUGCGUGUGGGGCUGUCGCUGGAACUGUUGGCCAAACAGUCGCUUACCCUCUUGAUGUCAUUCGUCGAAGAAUGCAGAUGGUAGGAUGGAAGGAAGCUUCCUCAGUUGUCACUGGUGAUGGGAAGAGCAAGGCCACUAUAGAAUAUAAUGGCAUGAUUGAUGCAUUCCGGAAAACUGUUCGGCACGAGGGGUUUGGUGCAUUAUACAAGGGUUUGGUUCCAAAUUCUGUGAAGGUUGUUCCAUCGAUAGCCAUUGCAUUUGUGACGUAUGAGGUGGUGAAGGAUGUUUUAGGAGUCGAGAUAAGAAUAUCAGACUGAAGCAUGUGCUAUUCUGUGAUAUUUGUUCAACAAGUGUGCUAUUUUUGUAGGCAAGGGGAUAUAGAGAAGGUAAAGUAGAGGGAUAAUUUCUUGCUGUUGUCACUAAGAAUGAGUUUAGAUAAACGUUGGAGCCCGUGUUUAUAAAUUGCCUUUAUUUCCUAUCUAUAUUUUCCUAUGAACAUUAUGUACCUCUCAGCUUCCCAUUUAUAUGCUGUGUCAAUAAAGUCAUGGUGAAGGAACAUGCGAGAAAUGCAUUUGCCUACCUCUCAAUAACAAUUCAGAGGUCAAUGUUCUGUGACCCUUUAUUGAUUCUUUUAAGUGAUCUCUCUCUUCAUUUAAAUAA